This is a messenger RNA of Sander lucioperca (pikeperch), 1674 nucleotides long. It is a transcript of the gene pih1d2, whose product is annotated as PIH1 domain containing 2. NCBI's taxonomy places the organism in Eukaryota, Metazoa, Chordata, Actinopteri, Perciformes, Percidae. The transcript is spliced from 5 exons. Bases 294 to 1250 code for a protein of 318 amino acids. Gene Ontology annotation, cellular component: R2TP complex; ribonucleoprotein complex; cytoplasm. The record is from RefSeq and is a predicted model, not a curated record. Gene Ontology annotation, biological process: box C/D snoRNP assembly; rRNA processing.
UCCAUAGCAACUGACAACAUUAGCUAAGCGAGCCUUGAUUUUUUUUACGUUAGUUGUUACUUUGACAGAAAUUAACUAGCUACGUUAGUUUGUUAUAUGUAUGUUCUAUAUUUACAGACGCUUUCAAUAGCAUAAUUAAUUUGUGAUACUGUAGACAAGCAGGUUUUCAAACGUCAGCGUUUCUAGUCAACGUCGUGUUUUAUUUUCAGACAGCUUGCUAGCAUAACUAACGUUAGUGGCUAGUUAGCGUUAACGUUAACUCCAAAAUAAGACAGUUAGCUAGCUACCUUAAGAUGUCCUCCAUUGGCAGUACAGCAGAUGUUUUACAGCAAGUCAACCAGUUUUGGUCCAUCCUGGAUGAUCUUUCUCAAAAUGACCCCACAGCCUACCGCAAGUUCAUAGAGAAACAGAUGAAGGAAGGAGCUGAAUUCAAUGCACCGCCUGAACUCGACUCUUGUUUGUGCACUGAAAUAGUGGAGCCCAAGAAAGGGUCACUGUAUAUCAACAUAUGCAGCUGGAAACGUGUGCCUGCACCUCAGGAUCCCAGCAGGCCUUUACCCGUGUGUGCAGGAAAACUGGAAACAGACACAAAUGAAGGUCAAGGUUCCUUUACUGUGUUGGAUGUGGCAUUAAACCCUGCAGUGCUACAAGAGAGUAAGAAAAACAAAACAGAAGUGUAUAUGCUGGCCCUGAGCUUUGCCCAGCAGCAGCAUGGGAUGAGGUUAACUCAGCAGUACACUGUCGUCAGCUGUAGCCCCAAAAGUAGCCCAGAUGACUUGCACCGCCGGCUUGGGUUUCAGCAGUGGCCUAACACCUCCGGACAACCAGACAUGGCCAGUCAGACCCCAGCUGCCCUUCUGCAGCAGAUCUCCUCUCUACGCUCAGAGAAACAAGAUGAGGACCCAGCAGCCCAAAUUAUCUGCAGAACUGCGGAGAAUAAAAAGAAGGAUUUUAUCCAGGUCAUCUCCAGUAAAUUUGUGCCGCCUCAGAAGCCAGAGUACCAACUCGAGGUGAAGACUGACCACGAAGGAGUUGCUCGCAGCAUGGAGCUGACAGUGGAGCUGCCAAAGGUUUGCUCCAUGUCAGAGUGCCAGCUGAGAAUCUCCAAGGACGACGUCUUGCUGGAAGUGGAGGAUGUCUACUAUUUGCUUUUAGAAUUCCCUAAAACUGUGAUUGAAGACACUGCAUCUGCCAUUUUCAACAAGAAGAAACGAAUGCUUACUUUGAGGUUAGAUGUGGAUGUUUUUUGACCAUUUGCCUUCAUGGAGAAACAAAUGCACACAGUCGUGCUGGGAAUGUGCUGAAGAAACUGGGAAGCUAAGAGUGAAUUCUGGAACUGAGAAUCCUCAAAGUACAUAACCAAAACAAACUAAAUAAGCCUUGUGAACACAUUAUACUACGGAGGGACUCAUGCUCUGCCUCAAAACUUCAGCUAACAAACAAUAAACAGCAAAUAUUUCACUGUGUCCCUUUGUACAGUGUGGGUUGAUCUUCAGCAGCAAAUGUAAUUCUUACCCCCCCCAAAAAAAUGUAUUAACUUUAAUAACAAUCUGUGGGUUUUGUUUAUUAAUGUGUGGGUGUAUGAGUGGAGGUGUAUAAUGGCCAGGAGCUGGUGUACAGUGUCAUUACCGUACUCCAGGGGAAUAAUUCACAAUAAAAUGAUCCAUGCAAUAA